Paramecium sonneborni is the source of this 867-nucleotide messenger RNA. Lineage: Eukaryota; Ciliophora; Oligohymenophorea; Peniculida; Parameciidae. The record is from the annotation of a GenBank genome assembly.
AUGAAAUUUAUAGUGCUAAUUUUGCUUUUGCUUUUCGUUUUUAAUUAAGCUCAGGUAUAAAUAACACCUAGAAUUUAAUGUAAAACAAAAAAAUGUGAAGGUGAUAAUUUCUGUUUUUAAGGUUACUGUACAUCUUGUGAAGGUCCUAGAAGUUUAUGUAUUUAAUAUUAUUGAUUAUUUAAAAGGGAACAAAAGAAAGCCUUUAUGGGGAACUAAAGUUGGUGAAGCUUUAUAAGUACCUGCAUUUUCUAAUUUUGGAGAUCUUGAUGUGUUAGACAGUAGCAAAGAUGAAUUUCUAGAAGAUUCAAUCAAUAAUUUUGGAGAGGAAAUAUAUAUUGGAUAAAAGUAAUUAUUUAUUUAUAUUAAAAGAUAUCAAUGUGUUCAUUAUGCAAGAAAAUUCUGGAUUCAAAAUUUUAAUGUAACUUUUGGAUCUGUUGAUAAUGCUGAAUAAAUAUUUGAUCUUUAAGAAGCUUAUAAUAUAAAUUCAAAACAAAAUAUUAAUUUAUAGAAAUUUUAAAAUGGAGGUAUAGAAACUCCAAUUUUGGGGGAUUUAUUGAUUUGGUAAAAAGAUGAUGGCGAAUUUCCUUAUGGACAUGUUGCUGUUGUUUUAAAUGUAGAUUUAGAAUCUGAUUAUCCUCAUGUUUUAAUAGCAGAAUAAAAUUAUGAUUAAAUAUGGGAUACAAGAAACUUUUCUAGAGCAUUAAAAAUAACUUUAGGAGAGAAAAAAGAAAUAAAUAUUUCUAAUAAUAGAUAAACAUUUCCAACUAAAGAUGAUUUAAAAUGUAGAGAUGAUCUAUAUACAUCUUAAGGUGUCAUUCUAGGUUGGAUUCGUUUGAAAAUUUAAUGAUGAAAAUUUAUAAAUAAUGC